AUGUACACAUUACUGCGGGGUUUGUGGCAAUAUAUAUCACAAAGGGAUGAGUUUUCUGUCCUCAUACUAGGUUUGGAUGGCGCUGGAAAAACAACCUAUUUAGAACAAGCUAAAAUAAAUUUUGUUCCGAAUUAUAAAUCUAUCCCAAUUCAGAAAAUCACUACUACCGUUGGUCUAAAUAUCGGGUACAUUGAGGUUGACGGGGUCCGGCUUAAAUUUUGGGAUCUUGGAGGUCAAGAAGAGCUUCAGUCCUUGUGGGAUAAGUACUACGCUGAAUCAAACGGUGUUAUUUAUGUCGUUGAUUCUGCAGAUAGUGAUCGUUUUGAUGAAUCAAAAGAUGCAUUUGAUAAGAUGGUAAGAAACCCUGUACUGGAAGGUGUACCGUUACUGGUUCUAGCUAACAAGCAAGAUAUGCAGAGUGCAUUCCAUUUGUCUGAAAUCAACAAAGUCUUCUACGAUAGUCUGCGUCUUGUUGGGCAACGUCAAUGCACAUUUCAUGGUGUCAGCGCACUUAACGGGGAUGGAAUAAACAGCAGUAUCAAGUGGAUUGCAGAUAAGGUUAAAGGCAACGCUAAACAAAGGCCACCAAAACAACUUGAAAUCCCAUAA
Schistosoma rodhaini is the source of this 609-nucleotide messenger RNA. The record is from the annotation of a GenBank genome assembly. NCBI's taxonomy places the organism in Eukaryota, Metazoa, Platyhelminthes, Trematoda, Strigeidida, Schistosomatidae.